AAAACUUUGAACCACUUUGAUUACUAUAUUAUUUUUUUGGAAUUUAUUCUGGUGACAUUAAUGUUCUAUCCUCCACGCGGUUCUCAUAAACCGACUUGGCUUCUUUAUUUUUCCUUUAUCUUUCUCUAUAUAUUUACACACACACGCAUUUGUGCAGAGAUAUUCAAAGAUUAGAAACAUUCUUGAUAGAUACAAAAAACAUUUUUCAGACACAAAAUCAUAAAAUCUUUGCCUUUAGUAGAUCAAAGUUCUUUACAUUAAUCGUUAGAAGAUGAGCCAGUACGAUCACAACCAGUCUGCAGGAGCUAACCCACCGCCACCGAUGUCUACCUGUACAUCACCACCACCGCCGAUUGGUUACCCGACUAACCAACCGAGUCAUGGUUCGGUAGCUCAGGGUAAAGUGGAAACCAAGUCUAAGGGUGACGGAUUCUUCAAAGGCUGUCUUGCGGCCAUGUGUUGCUGUUGUGCCCUGGACAUUUGCUUCUAAGCCAUUUGGGAAUUGGGAUGGUCUAUUUAUGACGAGUUUAUGUGAAUGUGAUGUGAAUUAUUAUUAUUCUCUCCAGCCUUAUUGUAUAAAUUCUCUAUUUUUUGUUUAUUAUUUUCUUGUAAUACUUUGUGAGACGAACAUAUUAUGGUUUGUAUUUGGAUCUCUACUCUCUAGUACUUAAAUUAAUUUGUCUUGCUCUUGGAUUGGUAUAGUUAAUAGCUUUAAUCUCACAGAAUUGCGCGUUUUUCUAAUGAUUUUCUGCAAUUAUAACAAUAGAUGAAUCUAAUUAUUACAACUCAUA
Arabidopsis thaliana (thale cress) is the source of this 791-nucleotide messenger RNA. Its product is annotated as cysteine-rich TM module stress tolerance protein. The record is from RefSeq and is marked reviewed. The coding region runs from base 272 to 490 and encodes 72 amino acids. Gene Ontology annotation, cellular component: plasma membrane; nucleus. Lineage: Eukaryota; Viridiplantae; Streptophyta; Magnoliopsida; Brassicales; Brassicaceae. The transcript is spliced from 3 exons.